Messenger RNA from Symbiodinium necroappetens, 480 nucleotides. Lineage: Eukaryota; Dinophyceae; Suessiales; Symbiodiniaceae. The record is from the annotation of a GenBank genome assembly.
GCUUCGGUGGGACCUUCGAGCACUGCCUGAGCUUCGAGGUCGGUGAGGAGUUUCGGGUCCUGCGAUGGAGCAAGGCCGGAUGGUGGUGGGCCAAGAAAAUCAAGGGUGGCCAGCAGGGCUGGAUAUACUCCGCCCAGAUGGGACCGAAGAUGUGCACCGAGUGCCGAGAGAAGGUGAACAACCUCAAGGAGAUGAAACCCAGUGAGAUCGAGGAAGGUCCACAGCUCCCCACGGCCGAAGAGCUAGAUCGCUUUGGCGAGGAGGAGGAGGGGCUCUGGCCUCCUCUACCUCCCAUGGAUGGGCCCACGGAAGUGUGGCCGCCUUUGCCACCGGGAUCGCCCCCAAAAGGGCCGGCGGCGGAUCCCAGCCGGAGGGAGGACGACGCCUUCGAGGUGGACUACGCGCAGACGCUCAGUUUCCGUGGGGACGGGCGCGUCGUGCCCAAGCCUCAGGACUUCGACCACAUGAUGCGCCAGGCCA